Molecule: messenger RNA, 1179 nt
Organism: Zea mays
Lineage: Eukaryota; Viridiplantae; Streptophyta; Magnoliopsida; Poales; Poaceae
Exons: 3
Coding region: 343-873 (176 amino acids)
Source: RefSeq, a predicted model, not a curated record
UGGAAUGGAAAGAAACACGAGAAUGCGUUCCGUUUGCCGUGUAGAAAGGCGGCGCCUCUUUUGGCACCCAGCUGAGCAUUGCAUUUCCUUCCUCCUUUUCCCAGUCGGAGGAAUGCAAUGCCGUAAACGAAAGUUUCCCAUCCUUGUGUUUUGGGGGGUGGGCCAUCGCGGUGUUGAUAAGAAAAAGGCGGACUCCUUGUACCAGUUUGGUUUUGUUUUGUACGCGCAUUGGUUCCUGGCUUGCUCAAUAAAUUGCAACCACUUCCUUCCGAAUUCCGAUCUAGCGGACUACCAGUUCCUCCCGAUCUUGGGUUUGAGGAGGCCCCGAGCCGAGCGUCAGGCAUGGAGCACUGCUAUUUGAGGCAGCCGAUCUCGAGGGCCGAGGCAGUGCCCGAGAGGAGGUCCAGGUUGUGGCAGAUGGACGCGCUGCCGCUGCCGCCCCGGGCGGAGGUCCUCUGCCCCCAGCCUCGCCGCGCCGCCCGGAUCCCCUUCGCCGUUUCAGUAAACAAGGCCAUCCCCAGGUCGAAUUGUGCGCUUCCGCCGUACAGACCAGCCUCCGCCUGCGACAUACUCGAUGAUCUUAUCCUCAGCAAGAAUGACUUCUCAGAUGGAGCAGAUUCGAGCAGCGGCCAGGCGGGUUUUUUAUGCGGCUCGCCUCCAGUGCGCGCUAACAACCCUGUCGUCCAUGACCCGCAGUUCGGUAAAAGAGCGCUGCCAUCCAUGUCUCCCCUAGGGAGCAGCUCCCACGUCAAGCUUAAGGUUGAGGCAGGCUCGCCAUCCUGCGGCGUUAGCAGCAGCCCGAAAGUGAGGAUCGAAGGCUUUGCCUGUGGCAACUCGGAGACCCACUACGCAGUUACGCCGCUCCUUGUGUGAAUCGAAUCGCCGUGGUGGCGUAGCCUGAUCAGAGUCGCGUUUUUUGCCCUUCUGAAUCUGCUGCCAUCUGAAGCUUCACAAUUGCAUUGAGCAGUAUGAUUUAUGUGUGUCUAGUAAAUGUAGCUGGAGUUGCAUGGAUAAUGAAGGAGGAGCCUGUGAAUAGAGCGUUUUUACUUUUUUUUUGGUAUUCGGGAAGUAAGAUGCAGCAUCGAGUUUUCAGUUAUUAUGGAUGCAUCUUUGUUUUGUCAUACGAAGGAAACUAUAUAUGUAGCUUUGAUUUUUUUUCCUAGAUAUAUUCAUGCUGUA